AUGGCAGCCCAGGCGACCGAGAAGCUGGAGCAGCUGGAUCUGAACGGCCAGAACGGCGCCCAGGCCGACGCCGCCGCUGCUGGCCAGGCGGUCCCCGGCGAGGCAGAGGACGAUUCUGACGACGACCAAGAAGAUGGAGAAGGCGCACCGGAUGCUGGCGCAGCUGGUGCCGCCAAAAAGAAGAAGAAGCGCAAGUCCAAGAAGAAGAAGAAGGGCGGCGCCAAGGUCCAGAGCUCCCCGCCACGAGUCCCCGUCUCCAACCUUUUCCCCAACAACGUAUACCCCGAGGGCGAGAUUGUCGAGUACAAGAACGACAAUGCUUACCGUACAACCAACGAGGAGAAGCGCUACCUCGAUCGCAUGAACAAUGAUUUCCUUCAGGAGUAUCGCCAGGGUGCUGAAGUCCACCGUCAAGUCCGCCAGUAUGCACAGAAGAACAUUAAGCCCGGCCAGACUCUGACGGAGAUCGCGGAGGGUAUUGAGGACUCUGUUCGUGCCUUGACUGGCCACUCGGGUCUGGAGGAGGGCGACAACCUCAAGGGUGGUAUGGGUUUCCCUUGCGGUCUGAGCAUCAACCACUGUGCGGCACACUAUACUCCCAAUGCCGGCAACAAGAUGGUCUUAAACCAAGGUGAUGUGAUGAAGGUUGAUUUUGGUGCGCACAUCAACGGUCGCAUUGUGGACAGUGCCUUUACCAUGAGCUUCGACCCUGUUUAUGAUCCGCUUCUGGAAGCGGUCAAGGAUGCCACCAACACUGGUAUUCGGGAAGCUGGAAUUGACGUCCGUAUGAGUGAUAUCGGUGCCGCCAUCCAGGAGGCCAUGGAGAGCUACGAAGUCGAGCUUAACGGAACUAUGUACCCCGUCAAGUGCAUCCGUAACCUGAACGGUCACAACAUCGAGCAGCACGUUAUUCACGGUGGUAAGAGCGUGCCUAUUGUCAAGGGCUCCGACCAAACGAAGAUGGAGGAGGGUGAAGUCUUCGCCAUCGAAACCUUCGGAAGUACCGGCAAGGGUUACGUCCGGGAAGAUAUGGAAUGCUCUCACUACGCCCUUGCUGCGGAUGCGCCCAACGUUCCUCUCCGCCUUUCGUCUGCUAAGAACCUCUUGAACGUUAUCCACAAGAACUUCGGCACCCUGCCUUUCUGCCGUCGCUAUCUUGACCGAUUGGGCCAGGAUAAGUACCUCCUCGGGUUGAACAACCUGGUCUCCUCUGGUAUUGUCCAGGAUUACCCUCCCCUUUGCGAUAUCAAGGGCUCUUACACUGCUCAAUAUGAACACACCAUCCUCCUUCGUCCUAACGUAAAGGAAGUGAUUAGUCGCGGCGACGACUACUAG
Molecule: messenger RNA, 1335 nt
Organism: Penicillium cataractarum
Lineage: Eukaryota; Fungi; Ascomycota; Eurotiomycetes; Eurotiales; Aspergillaceae
Product: methionine aminopeptidase 2
Exons: 7
Coding region: 1-1335 (444 amino acids)
Biological process (GO): proteolysis
Molecular function (GO): metalloaminopeptidase activity
Source: RefSeq, a predicted model, not a curated record